AUGAGCCUCGCUGUGCAAGUUGAAGCUCCUGAGACUAAGAAGUUUCGGUCAUCCUUACCAACUCAGGUAGUCGUGGAAAAGCCAACAUUUACAUAUCAAAACAAUGGUAGCCCAUUAGAUGAUGCAGCAAAUGGAGGCCAGUCUCCAGCUGGUCCUUCAUCAGCGCGUUCAUCAAGCACUACUUCUUACGUGAAAGAUGAACGUGAAGAAUUAUGCGUAAGCGGUAAUAAUAGCUCAAAUAAUUUGUUGUAUCAAAGAAAUGGGCAAAGUUUCGUUGACGCACUUUCCACUGCAAUGAUCUUUCAAGCUACUAAUGCAUACAUUAAACAAAUGCAACCAACAAGUCAUAAAGGUCGUGGUAAAUCGGCUACUCCAUCUGUGCCACCGGGACCGCCUAUCCCGGGAGCUAUAGCCGCGGCAUCGUCACCAGCAGCGGCUUUGUUUGGGGAAGAUGAUUGGUCAUGGCAUCGCAAUCCAGCAGCAGCGAUUAGAAGUGGUGGAACUAAUAAGCAAACUCCAGUCUGGAAAUUCUUCGUUUAUAAUAAAGCUGAGAAUUUGAGCAGAUGUAUUGUGGGUAAUUGUACUUACGUGUUGAAAGGGCCACACACGAGUACACUUGCGUGUCAUUUGAAGAAACAUCCACCUCAAUAUGCAGAAUAUCAGAAACUGAAAGCAGUUUACUCUCGAGAUCGUUUAAGUAACAUCAGCAGCAAUAAUUCCUCUCAAAUGUCGCCUUCACCAGCCCCUGUCUCAUCAGCUUCUGGAAUCACUUCUGUGAUGAAUACUGUUGUUAAUAAUCGUACAAAAAUUCAUGGUAAUGGUUGUGUGAAUAUUGUCAGCAACAGUAUGCUAAAAAGCAAUAUUCAUGAUGAAUUCUCAUCAGGAAGUGCUGUGACUUUUAGCAAAAGCUACGUUUCUAGCAUUUCAUCUCCUGGAAAACAAUCCAAUCAUAGCGUCAGCAAUAUAUUAGACGUUUUGAAUGCGAGGGCGAGUGUAGCAGCUUUGGCCAGUGGAAAUGGACAUUUGUUACAAAAUCCAGUGGCUGCCAUUUUUAACGAUCAAGAACUAGACCAUGGUUCAAAUCUAUCAGAUUUAUUAACGGCAAAUUUGUUAAUGGCAGCAAGCAGUAAUGCCACUGCCAGUAAUAACUCCAUCGUAACGUCAGGUAGCAGUCGAAGAUGGAGCCGAGAUGAUAGGAAGCAGAAAGAAAUGGAAUUGAAGCUAGCACUAAUGCUGUCGGCAAGUCAAAUACCUGUAAACAUAAUUGAAAAUUCAUUCUUCCGAGAGUUUAUGGAAUACGUACAGCCACGUUUCUCGAUGCCUCGUGAUGUUAACUAUAUUGAAGAUAUAAUAAAUAACGAACAUUCCCGAACAGUUAUCAGCUUGAAAAGUCAACUGAAUGCUGCAAAAAAAGUUGCUAUUAUGAUGGAUGUCCUGAAGUUGAGUGCUCCAACAUCUUCUGCUGCACUUUCCGCAAGUGCAGACGACAAAGAAGACUCUAAAGAUUCAACAUCCGUACAUUCGGAUAGUGGUUUCGAGAUAUCCGAAGAGAAUCACUCGGGUAUCGAGUCUCCUAAAUCGUCUUCUGCAUUGCGAGCUGAAGAAGUUCGAGCACUGAUGCGACUUUGUGUAUCUGUUGCCUUCUAUAAUCCACUGACGCAACGAACUGAAGUGGCCCUUUUGGGUGUUCGACCCUUAGUUGAUCAUUUGAAUAUCGUUGAUGCUGUCAAGAUCACUCUUGAUCAGGUUCUUUCCGAUUUUGAUAUUCCAAGCAACAAAGUUUCCCGUUAUAUUUGCAAUGACAUAUGUGAGUUGGUUGGAAGUAAUAUCCCAGCAGAAGCUGUCUUUCCUCGAAUGCUGGAACCCUACAAUCAAAAAUUGAUGCAGUCGCUUUUAAAUGUAAUUGAUACAAAUGAAGGAAUCGGGGACUUGAAGAAGUGCUUCUAUAGCAUGAUCCUGAACUUUCUUACAAGGCCUAAUGCCAUGCAAAUGCUACAGCAAGCAGCUGGCCGUGUAGUGUCAAUCCCUAUCGCAGAUUCAUUCCUUGUACUUAUCGAUGCCAUAAUCGAGUUGAAAGAAGCAUUCCUUUGUGUUUGUGCUCAGUUGUCACUUGAAUAUCCUAUCGAAACAAUUACUCAAUCUCAGUGGCAGACUUUGGAAGACGUUUCUCGGUUGCUGAAGCUUUUUCAUACUCACAUGAAUGUCGUUCAAGAUGGUGUUUAUGCUACAAUCGAUGGUGUUGUUCCAUCUUUAAUGCAGCUGCAAGAUUUCGGAACAUUAGGGGAUUUAGCAGAUGAAUUAAGAAAAGAGUUACGAAGACGAACUGCAUCGGUGCUGGAUAUUAAUCAUGCAAAUUUUGAUGGUACAUUCAUUCAAGCAACAGCUUUGAAUCCACACCUUGCAUUGUUGCUAGAUGAUGAGCAGUUAGCAUUUGCGAAAAGUGCCAUCGAGCGACAGCUAAAUGAGCGUAUGCGUCUUGCGGAAGAAUUAGUUGCACGUCGAACGGCAAAAUUAAGUGGUGGCGUAGACGCAUUACUUGCAACGGUUGUUGAUCGUGCCGCUGCUGCUGCAGCCGCGACUUCUUCAUAUGUAGGAAAUUCUUCGGUCAUGAACAAUUGUAACGCAGUAAAAAAUGGGAAAAAUUGCGGGAGUGUUAUUUCAAGUGCGUGUGAUUCGUUACCGUGUCAGAACGUCACAGCAAGUACUUCCCUCUACCCUGAUCUUAUUCAUGCUGCAAAUGAACGGCGGAAAAUGAUGAAAGAAAAACAGCAAGAAGCUGCGAAGAAUCGUUACGUUGAAGCGGUUGUGCAGUCAUACUUUGAUGAACUUGCUGCUGGAACAAAUCAAACUUCGCCUUCACCACUUACUGCAACAACGGUUCCAUUGCCAGUAACUAUAAAUAGUCGAAAUUUAGCACCUUUACAGUAUUGGCAAUUUAAUGCGGUAAAAUAUGGAUUGUUAGCUGAUAUUGCAACGGAACUAUUAACAAUUCCAUCUUCUACUGUAUCAUUAGAACGAAUUUUUGCAACUUCUUCACCUGAUCUAUCAAGUGUAAAUAGUAUGAAUAUUUUUGGUGCAGGUUGUGUUAAUUUUGAUCCAAUGAUUCUGAUUAAAUCAAUUGAUGAACCAGUACGAAUGGAACGCGAUGCGAUGCUUCGAUUCAAUCGAGCACUGUUUUUACGGUUCUGA
Molecule: messenger RNA, 3189 nt
Organism: Thelazia callipaeda (thelaziosis nematode)
Lineage: Eukaryota; Metazoa; Nematoda; Chromadorea; Rhabditida; Thelaziidae
Source: the annotation of a GenBank genome assembly